Messenger RNA from Neofelis nebulosa (Clouded leopard), 6884 nucleotides. It is a transcript of the gene TRPV5, whose product is annotated as transient receptor potential cation channel subfamily V member 5. Gene Ontology annotation, biological process: calcium ion import across plasma membrane. Gene Ontology annotation, molecular function: protein binding; calcium channel activity. Gene Ontology annotation, cellular component: membrane. The transcript is spliced from 15 exons. The record is from RefSeq and is a predicted model, not a curated record. The coding region runs from base 3574 to 5775 and encodes 733 amino acids. NCBI's taxonomy places the organism in Eukaryota, Metazoa, Chordata, Mammalia, Carnivora, Felidae.
CCCAAAUAACAGAUUUCCAGAAACUUGCCUCAAAGCCCCAAUGCCUGCCAGGCCUGUGAAGCUAGUGAGCACAGACUGCUGGCAGUAAUGGGCGGUGGCUAAUUAUCUGCUUCCCAGAGCAGAGAUGGCUGGGGAUGGGGCAGGUGGGAUUGGGGAGAUAGGAUGGAGUCCUGGUAAACCAGAAAGCAAUGCAGGCCAGAAGCUACAGGGCAGGUGCUGGGGCAGGUGGGAGGAGAUUGUGGGCACACUUGAGCUAUCACAACCCUCUCACACCACUCGUGGAGCCCAUGCAUCCCACGCCUGAGUGAACCACCAAGUGCAUGUGCAGGAACGUGUACCCUUUCUGGAAGACGGAAUUGUAGGCGUGGAGUACAGCUGUACCUCUGCUAGCAGAGUGCUCACCAGGAGGCCCCCCUGGGACAGCUGCAACCUCUUGUAUACUUCCUGCCCACCCAGGCCAGGUGACUGGGGAGUGGUACACGAGGUCACUGGACGGUGGAGGAAGAAAGAUUCAAGUAAGCAGGUGACCCUGUUCACCCCUACCGUGCACUCAUUGACCUUCAUGUCCAGGAAACAAUGCUUGGGUGGAAAAAAGUCACUAAUCUGGUUACUUUGGGGGAGGAGCUUCUUGGUUCCAGGCAAAAAGAGAAGCCAACCCAGGCUCAGUGCGUGUGGAUGGGGAGGGCCGCUGGGGGUGGGACAGGCAGGCGUGAAAAGAACUGGGUUGUACUGACCACCGUUCCUUGCGUUUCCUCACCACCUGCUGCUGGUUCCCUGUGUUGGGAGAGAUAAUUCGAGCAGGAAUUUAAUUUGUUUUAGUAUAAAAGCAAUUUAAGAAGUCUGGAAAACAAAAAGGGUCAGUGAUUCCACUAUUCAGUGCUAAUCACUAUUAAUGUUUUAAAGUGUAUUCAAAUCCUUUCCUUACAUGGCUGUGGGUAUGUGGGGUGGGAGUGUAUUUCCUAAAAAGAUAAAAUCCAGGCAUGAUGCAUUUCCCUCUCCCUACAUCACAUCCAAAUAAGAGUUGUGACUGCUUUGACACCAAGAGGCUCUGGGACCUGAAAGUGUAGUGAGGGGCUCCUGGUCCCCUAGGGGACAUCAGGGACUCUCCUGAGACUGAGGGAAGCUGCUACCUGGGGGGAGAGGGGUCCUAGGUGUUCUUGUCCACAGAAGGCUGAGGGAGCAUGAGAAGGGACGAGGGAGAAAUAAGGUGGUGGAGGGGGGUAUGACAAAGGAGAAGGAGUGGAGUGAGGGGAGAAAGCCAGCGGAGAGCAGGCAACUCCUUAAAGAUCAGGGGUACGGCUGACCCUGGAACAACACAAGGUUAGGGGCACUAACCCCCCAAGCAGUCAAAAGUCCAAGUAUAUACUUUUGACUCCCCCAAACCUAACUACUAAUGGUCUACUGUUGACUACAAGCCUUACCGAUAGCAAACUAUCGACUGGCACAUAUUUUGUAUGCUAUAUGUAUUAUAUAUUGUAUUUUUAUAACAAAGUACGCUAGAGGAAAUACAUUGUUAAGAAAAUCAUAUGGAAGAGAAAAUACGUUUACAGUAUUGUACUGUAUUUAUCAAAAACUAUCCUCAUAGAGGUGCACUUGUGAAUGGGGCACCUGGGUGGCUCAGUCGGCUGGGUGUCCGACUUCAGCUCAGGUCACUAUCUCACGGUUUGUGAGUUCGAGCAUCGGGCUCUGUGCUGACGGCUUAGAGCCUAGAGCCUGCUUCAAAUUCUGUGUCUCUCUCUCUUCCCGCUCCUCCCCCGCUCAUGCUCUGUCUCUCUCUCCUUCAAAGAUAAAUAAAGACAUUAAAAAAAAAAUUUAGAAUUGGACCUGUGCAGCCAGCUUGGGCCAGUGAGAGGGUGAAGACCCAGAGAGGGGCACCUGUUCCUGAGCCCCCCUCUCUCCCCACCCCCAGCCCCAAGGACGGGGCCCUUGGUGGCGAGCCCCCCUGUACCUGCUCUGUGCGGCUCUGACUGGGCCGGCCCCUCCCCGCCCCCACCGCCUCCAGGAUUAGCUUUAUGGGUUGAGUAUUUCUUAGGCGGGCCUCCUUCCUCUGCCAGUCCCUGCUUAUCAGAGCAUCUACAACCCCCACCUCAACCUUAUCACUCAGUCCAUCUCCUUAGACUGGAAGUCCCAAGGCUGCAGAGGCCAUUACCAUCCCACACAGCCCCAACCCCCAGCAAAGCAGAAAGUUGCCCUACAAGGUGACCCCCCUCCCCUUUCCCAGCUGGCAUCUCCCUACCACCUGGGUGAGAGCAUGGUUCCUCCUGGUCUCUGGCAUCCCCUCUCCCUUUCCUUAUUUGUUUUCCUUUCAAUUCCCCUUCUAUAAAGGUCACUUUGUCCAUCCUUCAAUCUUGUAGUAAAAGAAGACCCCUGCUCCUGAAGACCCCCCAAGGUCCUGUGUCCCCCCAAGUCUCUCAUAUCUGUACAGGCCGAAGAUUCAGAAGAAAAAGCAAGUUAUGGCGGAUGAUUUGGAGCUAAGUUUCCAACUUUAAAGCCAGUCUAGUUUUGUUACUAGCCAUGGGCCAUCACCCUCCCUCUCUGUGCUCUGCCCUUCUCUUUAGAAAAUUAGGAGAGCCCUCAGCCUAUUCCCAGGUACUGCAUCUGUCUCCCGGGUGACUCGAAUUCAGUAACAAGCAUUUCCAAUCAGAAGAGAAAUAGAAACCACCCUAUUAGAAAAUAACACAAAAGGUGAUGUGUCCUCAGUCCUGCCUCAUCAUUCCUGAAGAGAGUCCCCAGAUUUCUCUGUCCACCACCUCGGCUCAGCUCCUGCUGUUCCAGUUCUGGGGUCUCCCCUGACUGGGGCUCCACAAAGCUGGGAAGGAAGAGAAGUUUCACUGAGGACGUGGCCUGGAAGCCUCCGGGAGGCUGGCUGCAAGGUUGAGAACAGAGACAACCACAAAGACCGCAAUGCAGACAAGCAGCGCUCAGGGCUUGGAGCCCAUCUGCGGAAGGAGAACCAAUAGUCACUGAACUCUUACGCUCAGGCUUUACAGACACAUGAGACAGUACAAUUAUUGGCCCCGUUCUACAGAUUGGAAGACUGAGGCCUGGGAAGCUCACUUAACUGAUCUGUAAGGGGACAAGAGCCAGCGUUCAAGCCAGAAUCUGCCUGAUUGUCAAGCUGGAGGGCUUUCACUUUUCUGCUUUCCUGUAUCCCAGUAAGUGCUCACCUUGCAUGUGGGGCCCGCAUUCUGGGCUUCAUCCUUGCUCCCCCUCUACAUCCCACAGUCUCCUAGCCUUCCCCUUUCUCCCCUGCAGCCUCAGCCCACUGCUGGGAAGGAAGUUCCCUCCUCCACCUCCCCUCCCAGCUCUAGAGCAGGUUCUGUGCCCGGGGGCUCUCUAGAGAGAGCUCCUCCCCUCCAGGUAAAGCCACAUUCUCCUGGCAGGGCCCCCAGUCGCCUCACUGCAUACACACACACUCCACCCACAAACUGCACGCUGUAUACACAAGUCACACUGGAGAUAUACUCACUCUCAGUCCCAACCCCAAACAGACCCCGCCUCCUCCUCUGUGGACUCCUAGACCAGCUCCUUUUACCACAUUCCCUAACCUGCCAGUGCCUGAAAGAAGACGAUAUGGGGGCUCCUCCACCUAAGGCAGAGGGGCCCAGGGUCCAACUCCAGAAACUUCUGGCCUCCUGGCUGCUCAGAGAGCAGGACUGGGAUCAGCAUCUGGACGAGGCCCACAUGCUGCAACAGAAGAGGAUCCGAGAGUCUCCACUGCUUCAGGCAGCCAAGGAAAAUGACCUGUGUGCCCUCAAGAAACUUCUGCUGGACCGAAGCUGUGAUUUCCGACAGAGAGGAGCCUUGGGGGAGACUGCGCUGCAUAUAGCAGCCCUCUAUGACAAUCUCGAGGCCGCCAUGGUGCUGAUAGAGGCUGCCCCGGAGCUGGUCAAGGAGCCCACCUUGUGUGAGCCAUUUGUAGGUCAGACCGCCCUGCACAUAGCCAUCGUGAACCAGAACGUGAACUUGGUGAGAGCCCUGCUUGCUCACGGGGCCAGCGUGUCUGCGAGAGCCACAGGCACGGCGUUCCGCCGCAGCCCCCGCAACCUCAUCUACUUUGGGGAGCACCCCUUGUCCUUUGCUGCCUGCGUGGGCAGUGAGGAGAUGGUGAGGCUGCUCAUUGAGCAUGGAGCUGACAUCCGGGCCCAGGACUCCCUGGGAAACACCGUGUUGCACAUCCUCGUCCUGCAGCCCAACAAGACCUUUGCCUGCCAGAUGUACAACCUGCUGCUGUCCUAUGAUGGGCGCAGGGACCACCUGCAGUCCCUGGACCUCGUGCCCAAUCACCAGGGUCUCACCCCCUUCAAGCUGGCCGGAGUGGAGGGCAACACCGUGAUGUUCCAGCACCUGAUGCAGAAGCGGAAGCACAUCCAGUGGACCUACGGGCCGCUGACCUCCACUCUCUAUGACCUCACCGAGAUCGACUCCUGGGGGGAGGACGUGUCCUUUCUAGAGCUGGUGAUUUCCUCCAAGAAGCGAGAGGCUCGCCAGAUCCUGGACCAGACCCCAGUGAAAGAGCUGGUGAGCCUCAAGUGGAAGAGAUACGGACGGCGGUACUUUCACAUUCUGGGUGCCCUGUACAUGCUCUAUAUGAUCUGUUUCACCGCCUGCUGCAUCUACCGCCCCCUCAAGUUCCGCUUGGGCAACCGCACAGAUCCCCGGGACAACACAGUCCUCCAGCAGAAACUGCUGCAGGAGGCCUAUGUGACUCAGCAGGAUAAGAUCCGUCUGGUGGGGGAACUGGUGACCAUCACGGGGGCUGUGAUCAUCCUGCUCCUGGAGAUCCCAGACAUCUUCAGGGUUGGUGCUUCUCGCUAUUUUGGACAGACUAUCCUCGGGGGACCGUUCCAUGUCAUCAUCAUCACCUAUGCCUGCAUGGUGCUGGUGACCAUGGUGAUGCGGCUCUCCAACAUGAACGGGGAGAUGGUGCCCAUGUCCAUUGCCCUGGUGCUGGGUUGGUGCAGUGUUAUGUACUUCGCUCGAGGAUUCCAGAUGCUUGGUCCCUUCACCAUCAUGAUACAGAAGAUGAUUUUUGGAGACUUAAUGCGCUUCUGCUGGCUGAUGGCUGUGGUUAUUCUGGGAUUUGCCUCAGCGUUCUAUGUCAUUUUCCAGACAGAGGACCCAUCCAACCUGGGGCAAUUCUAUGACUAUCCCAUGGCACUGUUCAGCACCUUUGAGCUUUUCCUCACCGUCAUUGAUGGGCCUGCCAACUACGAAGUGAACUUGCCCUUCAUGUUUGGCAUUGUCUACUUUGCCUUCACCAUCAUUGCCACGCUGCUCAUGCUCAACCUGUUCAUCGCCAUGAUGGGUGAUACACACUGGCGGGUGGCCCAUGAGCGGGAUGAGCUCUGGAGGGCCCAGGUGGUGGCCACCACAGUGAUGCUGGAGCGGAAACUGCCUCGCUUCCUGUGGCCUCGCUCUGGGAUCUGCGGGUGCCAGUAUGGGCUGGGGGACCGCUGGUUCCUGCGAGUUGAGAACCACCAUGAUCAAAAUCCUUUGCGAGUGCUUCGCUACGUGGAAGCUUUCAAGGGCUCAGACAAGGAGGAUGGACAAGAGCAGCUUUCUGAGAAACAGCCCUCUGUUUCUGUGAUCGAAAGUGGGACCCCAGCCAGAGCCUCUCUGGCCCCUCCAACGCCUUCCCUAUCCCGGACCACAUCUCACAGCAGCAGCAGCCACCGGGGCUGGGAGAUCCUGCGUCGCAACACAUUAGGACACAUGAAUCUUGGGCUGGACCUUGGCGAGGGAGAUGGAGAGGAAAAUAUCUAUCAUUUGUGAUGAGGACCCCUGUUACUAUUGGCCUGACAAACAGGUGGGCCUAAAUGGAGGGAAGUAUCUGAUUGUUUUGCCUGUUAAUCAUGAGAGGGGAUAGGCAGAAUAAUUCUUCAAGGUCAUGUCUCAUCCUUCACAUCAGCAUUUCUGGAGAUGGGCAAUGGACAUCUGUUGUCCCACAUAUCUUCUGGUUUCCUGAAAGUCCCACAUCUUGAGAAAAGAAGGUGUCUCUUAGAGCAAAGUUGGAUUUAGCCAUCAAAGACAUGAACUAGGGAUGCUAGACUAACAUCUGGAUCAUCUUUCUUUCUGCCUCAUGCAGGCACUAGAAAGUAGUGAGCUGUGAAGCCUGCUUGGUUCCACAAGGCUUAAUGUGGGAAGAUCCAGGCAUGGCACUGAGGUUAUGGCCCUUCCCUUUUCCCCUGUAGGACUCUCUCUCACCCCGCAACCAACCCCCAACUAGAAAACUGCAAUAAGAAAGGUUCUUUAUCCUUGCUUUAUUUUUCAGAAAUUUUAUUGUGGGAAGAUACACAUCAUAUAAAUUUACUAUCUUAACCAUAUGUAGGUAUACAAUUCAGUGGCAUUAGGUACAUUUACACUGUUGCAUAAUGAUAACUACUAUUCAUCCACAGGAUGCUCUCAUCAUCUCAAACCAAAACUCUGGUACUCAUUAAACAUUAACUCCCCACUGUCGCCUCCACACAGUCCCUCAUAACCAAUAUUCCACUCCACGUCUAUGAAUUUGACUACUCUAGGUACCUCAUACAGGUGGAAUCAUUCAAUAUUAAUCCUAUUGUGUCUGGCUUAUUUCACUUAGCAUAAUAGUUUCAAGAUUCAUCCUUGUUGUAGCAGGCAUCAGAAUUUUAUUCCUUUUAAGGGUCAAAUAAUAUUUCAUUGUAUGGAUAUAUCACAUUUUAUUUAUCCAUUCAUCCACUGAUGGGUAUUAGAGUUGUUUCCACCUUUUGGCUAUUAUGAGUAAUACUGCUAUGAACAUUGGCAUAUAAUUCUCUUCAAGUUCUUGCUUUUGAUUUCUUUGGGUGUAUCCUUAGCUGUGGAAUGGCUUGGACUUAUGGCAAUUAUUAUUUAAUUUUUUGAGGAACUGCCACACUUUGUUGUUU